AUGUCGUACAUGCUCCAGCAUCUUCACUCUGGCUGGCAGGUGGACCAGGCCAUCUUGACGGAGGAGGAGCGAUUGGUGUGCAUCCGCUUCGGGCAUGACUACGACCCCGAGUGUAUGAAGAUGGACGAACAGCUCUACAAGGUUGCUGAAGACGUGAAGAAUUUUUGUGUCAUUUAUCUUGUAGACACCACAGAGGUCCCCGAUUUUACGACGAUGUAUGAGCUCUACGACCCCGUCACCGUCAUGUUCUUCUACAGAAACAAACACAUGAUGAUUGACCUCGGGACAGGUAACAACAACAAAAUCAACUGGGCGCUGAACAACAAGCAGGAGCUGAUCGACAUCAUCGAGUGUAUCUACAGAGGCGCCCGAAAAGGCCGAGGACUGGUAAUUUCUCCGAAGGAUUACUCGACGAAGUAUCGCUACUAGUUGCCAUUCGCCUUCGUCGUUUUUGUUUUCUCUGUUUCCAAGAUAUCCGCCCAUCGACAACUGGUCGUUGAGAGACACAAAGUCAGAGGGCAUCGGGAGUCCAAGAAUAGAGCGGAGCUGUUUCUCCUCAUCCAGACUGCGCGCGUUCUUGCAUGGGGGGAUUGAUUUGUGUCUUUGCAAGUUUCGCGCGUCUCGCCUUUUGAACAGACACCCAGGCGGGAUGGCAGACUCGCGCACGAUUGAGUUGCCAGGUUUUUCUCCUUCCUCUUUCUGUUCGAUUUUGGUCGUUCGUCUCCUGUGCCGCUUUCAGCUCUCUUCAUGGCAACUUGUCGAGAUGAAAUGUCGCUUCUCUGUG
Molecule: messenger RNA, 784 nt
Organism: Toxoplasma gondii ME49
Lineage: Eukaryota; Apicomplexa; Conoidasida; Eucoccidiorida; Sarcocystidae
Gene: DIM1
Product: splicing factor DIM1, putative
Exons: 6
Coding region: 1-429 (142 amino acids)
Biological process (GO): mRNA splicing, via spliceosome
Cellular component (GO): spliceosomal complex; U4/U6 x U5 tri-snRNP complex; U5 snRNP
Source: RefSeq, a predicted model, not a curated record